AUAAAUUGAGAGGACAAGAAAGCAUAUGCCUUUUGAGGUCACAUUCUUCAAUUAAAGAGGCACCUAAUUUUUCCUGUGUUCCCAUGGAAACAAAGGGUGGCCAAAAUCACCAUCAACAAGAAUCCCCCACCUUCUUGAAUCCUCCCCCAAAACCAACCAUGGCAGAGACCAACAACAAGACCCCUGCAGAGAUCAAGGAUUUUCAAAUUAUGAUUGCAAAUAAAGAUGAUACCAAGAAGCAACUAGCACCCAAAAGAAGCUCCAACAAAGACAGGCACAAGAAAGUGGAUGGUAGAGGAAGAAGGAUAAGGAUGCCAGCUCUAUGUGCCGCAAGGAUUUUUCAAUUGACAAGAGAAUUGGGUCAUAAAUCCGAUGGAGAAACAAUUCAAUGGCUCUUACAGCAAGCUGAACCAUCGAUUAUUGCUGUAACUGGUACUGGGACGAUUCCUUCCUCAACUCUUGCAGCUGCAGGGGCUUCUGUUUCUCAACAUGGAAUCUCUGUUUCUUCAGGAUUGCAUACAAAGAUGGAAGGACUGGGACCGAGCAUUGGGUCCAGAGAAAGGGCCAAUUGGACAAUGAUGAGUAGUAACUUGGGAAGAUCUAACGUAGCAAGUGGGAUGUGGCCCUCAGUGGGUGGAAUUGGGGCAGGUUUUAUUUCAAAUGCAAGCCAGUCAACACCCAAUUUAGGAAAUGAAAACUCCAAUACUUUGCCAAAAUUUGGGUUCCAUGGUGUAGAAUUUCCAAAUAUUAACAUGGGUUUGAUGAGUUUUUACUCCAUGUUUAAUGGUACUAAUCUGCAAGUUCCAGGUUUAGAGCUUGGGCUUUCUCAGGAUGGGCAUACCGGGGUGUUUAAUUCUCAGGCUUUAAGCCAAUUCUACCAGCAGAUGGGACAGAGCCGCAGCAGCCUUAAUUCCUUCAAUCAUCAACAACAGCAGCAAAAUCCUGAUGAGGAUUCUCAAGGAUCAAGACAUUAAAAAAAACUAUGAUGAGUUUCUGAUGGAAAAGGUGACUUAGUAAAAGGACUCAAUUAUCUCCCACAGUUUCUCCUUGUCUGUGGACUAAGAAAUUGAGUGAAAUGAAUUGGGGAUCUCAACAGUUUUCUGAUACUGAGUAUUGGGUGCCAGCUUCAGUCCUUUUGAUCAGCAGUUUCAUCCAAGUCUGCAAAAAACAGGUUGAAAUUUGAAGAGUUCAUGGUUUGAGGAUUGCAUUUGGGUUUGUUUCAUAUAAACAUUUUUGCAGGAUUUGUUAUAUAUAUUGCAAAAAUAUUUGUACUUUUAGGCAUGUUUUCUCUCUUUUUUCUUGCUUAUCUGAAUCAAGUACCACUCUUUUCUUAAAUCUCUUAGAAAUGUUGAAAAAAAUUUCCAAGUAGGAUAUUUUUGUGCCAGCUAUAUGUACUGCUUAUCUAUGGAAGCUAAGGAGUGCCAAUGUCGUCUCAGGCCUUUAAAGUUUUGGGUUUAAAUUUUAAUAGAAGCCGAAUAGGCAUUAUUUAUUCUCAA
This is a messenger RNA of Hevea brasiliensis (rubber tree), 1496 nucleotides long. Its product is annotated as transcription factor TCP20. Lineage: Eukaryota; Viridiplantae; Streptophyta; Magnoliopsida; Malpighiales; Euphorbiaceae. The transcript has 2 exons. The record is from RefSeq and is a predicted model, not a curated record. Bases 84 to 974 code for a protein of 296 amino acids. Gene Ontology annotation, molecular function: DNA-binding transcription factor activity; sequence-specific DNA binding. Gene Ontology annotation, cellular component: nucleus.